Anopheles darlingi is the source of this 960-nucleotide messenger RNA. RefSeq names its product deoxynucleotidyltransferase terminal-interacting protein 2. Lineage: Eukaryota; Metazoa; Arthropoda; Insecta; Diptera; Culicidae. Gene Ontology annotation, biological process: RNA processing. The transcript is spliced from 3 exons. Bases 39 to 908 code for a protein of 289 amino acids. The record is from RefSeq and is a predicted model, not a curated record. Gene Ontology annotation, cellular component: nucleolus. Gene Ontology annotation, molecular function: RNA binding.
AAAACAUGUGCGCCGUUUAGAAAAUUUCUGCCGCUAAAAUGGAUUUUUUCGUAGUUGAUACGGUCGGUGGAGCGAGUGUUAGUACCUCAAAACGUACCCCAACUAUAAAACUACCCGGACGGAAGUCGAUUACGUUCGAGAGCACGACCAGAAAUCAAAACGUUGCCACUAGCGCUUCGACAGCCAGCACAGCAAAACCUGAAGAGGAAGAAAGUGAUGACGAUGAUUUUGGAGGGCUACCACCCCCCGGGCAGAGCAUUGCCGAGGCAUUGAACGACAACGAUGAACCGGUGGCAGUCCCUCGGAAUAGCGGCAGGCGAUCGCUCGUGCCGUCAAGCUUUGUGGAGGAUGCUCGGCCAAGUACGUCAAGAACGGGCUCGAAAAAUCGUCGACUGACGGCAGCAAAUGAGCUCAACAAAACGGAUGUGGCAAAGGAACUGCGGAGUUCCAUUCUAACACCGGCGAUAGAAAAGCGGGAGAAUUUGGCACGAUUUACGAUGAGCAAUGAAACGCUGCAGCAUCUCAAUCGGCUGGAACGCCAGAAAACGAAGGGUAAAAACUGGUUCAAUUUGCCGGCACCCGAAAUGACUCCGGAGCUGAAAAAUCAAAUGGAACUGAUCCAGAUGCGCACGGUGCUGGAUCCGAAAAAAUACUAUCAACGUGCGGAGAAAAAGCGAAAGCUGCCGAAGUAUUUCCAGAUUGGCACGGUAUUGGAAUCACCGCUCGAGCACUACAACGAGCGAGGCGUAAAGAAGCAAAAGUCACAAUCGCUCGUCGACGAGUUGCUUGCCGAUGCCGAGUUCCAGAAGUUCAACAAACGCAAAUACGCCGAAGCGCUGGAGCUGCGUAAGAAGAAGGCGUACCAUAAGGCGGUGAUGAAAAUGAAGAAGCUAAAGAAAAAGAAAUAAACGGUCCGCUCGGUGGAUUUAUUUUCCAAAAACCGUAUCACUUUCGUGGCUA